Molecule: messenger RNA, 2127 nt
Organism: Cyprinodon tularosa
Lineage: Eukaryota; Metazoa; Chordata; Actinopteri; Cyprinodontiformes; Cyprinodontidae
Gene: dram1
Product: DNA-damage regulated autophagy modulator 1
Exons: 7
Coding region: 223-933 (236 amino acids)
Biological process (GO): regulation of autophagy
Cellular component (GO): lysosome
Source: RefSeq, a predicted model, not a curated record
GAGCUGGGUGAGAGAGAACAGUAACAGUAGGCGGGCCCCCAGGGAGCCGCUUUGGGGAAGAGGUUACUGUACACCACUGACAGGCUGCAGGUUAAUUCUUGUUAACUCUGCCCACCAUGUGACUGUAGAUAAGUGAUACCAGAGAAGCUCUCAGACAUUAUUCCUCUAUGAAUGUUUUCUAUCAUUGAAAGAGGCUGAAGGUUUGGCAGAAAACUGCUGGAGAUGUUUUGGUUCGAGCAGGGGCUCUGCUUCCUGCCCGUGUUUCUGGUCGUCUGGUCCUCCUGCACCUUCAUCGUCCCUUACAUUAUUGCGCUCUUUAGAGGCGAUGUGGACAUCAUCUUCCCCUAUAUAAGUGACACGGGGGCAAAUCCACCCGAAAGCUGCAUUUUUGGCCUGAUGACCUUCAUUUCUGCAUGUGCAGGAAUUGCCACCAUAUAUGCCAGAUAUAAGUAUAUGGAGAAGCUGAAUGAGCGGAAUAGCCUUGUGAAACCAUGCCUUAAUAAAACAACACUCUGUUUGGGGAUUAUUGCCUGCUUCGGGAUGUGCAUAGUUGCUUCUUUUCAGGAAACAUCAGUCACAUCAGUCCACGAUGUAGGAGCGCUGUUAUUUUUCAUUUCUGGAGUUGUUUACAUUAUGCUGCAAUCUGUAAUAUCAUUCCAAGCAUGUCCGUACGGGUCGUCCAUCUGUAUGAGUCGAGUCCGUUUGCUGAUCUCACUCAUCGCUGCACUUGCAUUUUUUCCCACUUUGAUCUGUGCAGUUAUUGUUAAAAAAACAACCCUCCACUGGCACACAUCUGAUAAGGACUAUCCCUACCACUUAACCAGUGCCAUAUGUGAAUGGAUCGUCGCCUUCAGCUUCAUCUGCUUCUUCCUCACAUAUAUUGAGGAUUUCAAAAUGUUUAAGUUGCAAGUGAGGACAGAAUAUGAGGACUAGAUGAUCACUAUCACUGGGAUGAAUUUCAAUAUUUUGUGUAAUUCUGCUUUUAUUGCACUCGAUGGCUUUUUAUACUCAAAUUGUUUCACAAAUUAUUUUUUUAUACCUUAAAUUAUGGAUGCAUUAGCUGUAUGAUCGUUUUUUAAAUCUUUUUAUACAAACAUUUUAAAUACGUUCGAAAAAUUUUUUUUCCCAUUGUUUAAGCAUCACUUUGCACGUUGACUGUUGCCAUACCAUUGUGACACAUCCUGUGAGACCUUUGACCACUAAAGAGAAGUUCAUCACACAAAACACAUGACAGUGCAUGAGGGAGGAGAAAAUACAGCUAAAAACGAUACUAACCACUUUUUGCAAAUACGUUUUUUUACACAUUAGCCUUCUUCACACUUGGAGGAUAGUGUCAAAGAUAUGUGUAAAAGGCUUGGAGUAAUGUUAACUUUUGUUGCAGUAGCACAUUUGCACCCUGAAAGGGUUGCUUCAUCUGCAUUUCAAUUUACUGGCUGUAUGUGGGCAAGUUCAGGCAAGUAUUAACUUACUGUUUUUCCUAUUGGAAACUUUGUUUUGUUGUCUUUUCCAUUUUGAGAAGCAGGUAAUUGAAAGGGUUUUUUUGUGUCACGUUAAAUGCAUACCCCAAGAAAACAGGAAGUCAUGGGGCACUAAGCCUACGUUCACACAGCAGCCGGAAGUGACCCGAAUCCGAUUUUUUUGCCCAUAUGCGACCUGUAUCUGAUCUUUUCGUGGCAGUCUGAACAGCAACGAUCUGAUUUUUUCCAAUGUGACCCAGGCCACUUGGCUAUGUGGUCCUGAAUCCGAAACGUAUCUGAUCUUUUAAAAUGCCACCUGUGACUGAACGACCAGGUCGCAUUCAUCCGACCUGAAAAUCGUUAAUAAUCAACAAAGGUCACUAUUCUGCGCCUUGUUACACAGAAGCGGGAAGACAAACAACAAAUAUGGUGGACGAUAAUGCAGAGUGCAGUAUUUAUUUUUAACCAUCUGGAAAAGAUUGAAUUUUUAAGUUUGGGAAAGAUCGCUAGAUGAGUUCCAGAUGUGCUCUGUGUUUGAUGCCGUAAACACAGAGCAUCCCAUACAAAUCGCAUAUAUGUGGAAAUGUGAACAGCAAUUCACAAAAAAAUCAGAAUUGAGCAUUAAGGCCUGCAGUGUGAAUGUAGCCUUAGUUAGAGGCGAUGUUCUAAU